This is a messenger RNA of Danio rerio (zebrafish), 2917 nucleotides long. The record is from RefSeq and is a predicted model, not a curated record. NCBI's taxonomy places the organism in Eukaryota, Metazoa, Chordata, Actinopteri, Cypriniformes, Danionidae.
GCUUUCUAGAAACAUCCUUGCAGGGGUGUUGAGGCAAGUUGGAGAUCAAAUCUGCAGGACACCGGCCCUCCAGGACCGAGUUUGGACACCCCUGCCUUAGAUCAAACACCUCAUAUAUUAUCCAGAUAACUGGGUACUAUUUUAGACUUUGUUGUCAAUUUGAAACGAAUGUCUCUCUACGCUCAAUGUCUUACAUUCAGAUACUUUCUGAUUUCAUAAUCAUUCCUGGACCAACUCAGAUCUUUAAAGGGUUAUUAAAGUAUUAGCAGUCUAUUAUAUUACAUGAUGACCAUUAUAUAUUAGCAGUUUAUAAUAUAGCAUAUAUUUAAAAACCAAAGCCAAGUUGUUGUUUUCAAUGCUUUUAACAUUUCCUCCAGCGUCGUCUAUGUUACAGAUGCAGCGUUAAACAAUCUUUAAGUCUUAAUCUGUUUUUGUCACAGUAUUGGCAUGAUUUGAUGCAUUUGAGCCUGGUUUGAACAUUAGACAGCUUUUAUAGUAGUUUGCUUAACUGAUGAUUAACUUUAAUUUAAUUUAAUUUGUAUCUUUUUUGCUAUUAUAUACUGUAGUUCAUACGUUUGACAUUCCUUUGUGUCCUAAUACAUUGUCAUUAAUGUUGCUUGGGCAGAUUUAAUUUGACCUAUAUUGAACUUUUAAUGACGAUGAAUCAAAUUUUGUUCGUAUAUUCGGGCGUUUAGCAUUCCUGUGUUGUUUUGUGGAAAUAAAUGAGUUGGAUAAUCAUUGAAGAAUGGCUUGAGUUCUUUGCUGUUAUUCUUGUAGGUACAUUUUUAGUCACCAGAAUCAUUUUUUAUGUUUAGAUAUUUUUCAAAUGCUUGUAUUUUAAUGAUUUCUUACACAUUGUCAUGGAUCACAAGAUUUAACAGGCCAAUAUUAUGUUACAUGUUCUGCACACAGUGUCUUGUACAGCUGAAUGAGUUCCUUUUGUGCAUUUAAUUCAGUCAAUAUUUUCCAGGAUGUAUGAUGUAAUUCUGGCAAAAAUAUAUUAUACAUUACUUAUAAAAACCUCUAAAUAGUAAUUUUCUUGAUUCUACAACAUUACCUUUGGAAGAAAAUAUUAAUAAAUCUGCAUCAAUUCUGUUACCGAACCAUAUUUUGCCUUUUAGAUUCGUAGAAUUACUACCCACAAUUAUGCAAGAUACAGGAAAUGAGGAAGGAAACGAUGUCACUUUGGCUUGCUGAAAAGAUUUGAAGCACAGAAAGCAAUGGCUGUUUGCAGCAGUCCACAGGAUGCAGAGCAGUUCCAGUGUUCAAUAUGCCAGGACAUCUUCACUGACCCGACAACCAUUCCAUGUGGACACAACUUUUGUAUGGUAUGUAUCUGUCAACACUGGGACAGCAGUAGGAAGACAAGCUGCCCCCUUUGCAAAAAACAUUUUAACUUGACACCAGAGAGUCUGGACAUCAACAGAGAGUUCAAGGAGAUCAUUGAACGACUGAAGAGGGUGGAAAGUCCUGUUCAGCCUGGAGUGGUAGCGUGUGAUGCCUGUACAAAAAUAAAGAGAGGAGCUUUGAAGUCUUGUCUCCAUUGUGAAGGAUCUUUCUGCAAAACUCAUCUUGAACCUCAUAACACCGUAGCCAAACUGAAGAAGCACAGACUUAUCAAUCCUGUGGAGAAUCUGGGCGAUUAUAUCUGCUCAAAGCACGAGAGACCGCUGGAGCUGUUCUGCAGAGAUGACCAGAUGUGUGUGUGUCUGUCGUGUACGAUAAAAGACCACAGAACACACAACACUGUCCCAGUAGAGGAGGAGAGCGAAGAAAGAAAGUCUCAGUUUGGGAGAAAGCAGGCCGAGGUUCAUUUGAUGAUCCAGAACAGAAUAAAGAAAAUUGAAGAAAUUAAAACCUCAGUGACGAUCAGCAAGCAAAGCUCAGAAAAAGAGAGAGCCGGCUAUGUCGAGGUGUUUGCUGAUCUGAUGCGCUCCAUUAAGAGAUGUCAGCGUGAGCUGCUGGAGGUGAUGGAGCAGAAGCAGAAAGCAGCAGAGAAACAGGCUGAAGAUCUGAUUAAAGAGCUGGAGCAGGAGAUCAGUGAACUGAAGAGGAGAAACUCUGAGCUGGAGGAGCUCUCACACACUGAAGAUCACCUGCACCUCCUACAGAUUUAUCCAUCACUUUGCAGGCCUUUAGACACCAAGAUCUGGACUGGGAUCAGUGACACUCAUAUGAAGGAGGAUGCUGUGAGAAGAGCUAUUACAAAACAUCAGGGAUUUCUCAGUGAUGUAAUGGUGAAAAUGACAGGAAUUGAGCUAAAGAAGAUCAAGAAGUUUACAGUGAAUGUGACUAUGGAUCCUGAAACUGCUCACCCCAAACUCUUCUUGUCUGAGGAUGACAAACAAGCUGAAUUUGGAGAAACACGUCAGCCUGUCCCAGACAAUCCGUGGAGGUUUAAUAAGUGUCCCAGUGUCCUAGGGAAGGAGGGAUUCUGUUCUGGCAAGUUUUAUUUUGAGGUGCAGGUAAAAGGGAAAACGGAGUGGGAUUUAGGAGUGGCGAGAGAGUCUGUUAACAGGAAGGGAAUAAUUACUCUGAGUCCCAGGAAUGGACUGUGGACUCUGUGGUUGAGGAAUGGAGCUGAGUAUAAGGCCUGUGACUGUCUGUCUGUGUCUCUCUGCCUGAAAGUGAAGCCCCAGACGGUGGGUGUGUUUGUGGAUUAUGAGGAGGGUUUAGUCUCAUUUUAUGAUGUAGAGUCCAUGUCUCAUAUCUACUCGUUCACUGGUCAGUCUUUCACUGAGAAACUCUAUCCAUAUUUCAGCCCAGGCUUUAAUAAUGGAGAUCAAAAUUCAGACCCACUGAUCAUUUCACCCCCCCAGUAAAAAUAACUGGACUUUAGUGUAUAAUGACUUAAUAUAUAUGAUAUAUAUAUAUCAUAAUACUGGGUGACGCAGUGGCGCAGUAGGUAGUGCUGUCG